Oncorhynchus mykiss (rainbow trout) is the source of this 3425-nucleotide messenger RNA. RefSeq lists its product as uncharacterized. NCBI's taxonomy places the organism in Eukaryota, Metazoa, Chordata, Actinopteri, Salmoniformes, Salmonidae. The record is from RefSeq and is a predicted model, not a curated record. Gene Ontology annotation, molecular function: mRNA binding. Gene Ontology annotation, cellular component: nucleus.
GCAGUGUGCUUCGCUAUUUUUUUGUUGGUUUGAGUUAAACUAUUGUUAUUUUUUUUGUUGAACUCGGCAAUUGUCAUGAAUACACAAUGUGGUGUUAAAAUGUGUGCCCAGCCAUGGAGUCGACAGAUAAGAACAAUGCUAUAAAGCUCUUUGUGGGGAACCUGGCGUUGGAUACCUCUCAGGAGGACCUGACACAGCUCUUUGGGCCAUACGGACAGGUGGUCACCUGUAGUUUACUUAGGCAGUUUGCCUUCAUCCACCUUCAGGGAGAUGGUGCUGCUGAUCGAGCCAUAAGAGAGCUGAAUGGACGGGAGUUCAGAGGCCGCAACCUAGUGGUUGAAGAGUCCCGUGGGCGGCCCCUGAACUCCACCAAGGUGUUUGUUGGGAACCUUAGUGCCAUGUGUUCUGCUGAGGACCUACAAGAGCUCUUUCAGACCUUUGGGAAAGUUCUGGAGUGUGAUAAGGUCAAAGCGAGGCUCUCUUCCUCGGCGGGCUAUGCCUUUGUGCACAUGGAGCGGAAGGAGGAUGCGCUGCAGGCUAUCGAGGCCCUCCAUGGUACCACCUUCAAAGGCCGACCCCUCUCUGUGGAGCUCUCCAAUGUGCAGCCCAGUAAACCCACCACGACUACAGCCAAGGUCCCCGUUAUGAGUCACUAUGCCACUGAAAGCCCCUCCAUCAACCCUCAUAUGGAGCACCACCAGAGUCAGGCUGCUGUACUGGCUGCUGCCGUUGCUGCAGCUGCAGGUCUGCCUCUUCAGGUGCAGCAGAGCUUGCACAACUCUGUCUACAACACAACAAGCUUUGAUCCCACCUACGCUGCGCUAAAGGGCAUGACGGCAGCCAGCGCCACAGAUGGUACUCCAGUGAGCCCUGCGGUCUACGGUGCCCUCGCCAGCCAGGUGUACGGCUCUGUAGCGGAUCAGGUAUAUGACUCUAUAGCCAACCAGGCCUCCGCCUAUCAGAGUUCAGCGACACCAGACGCAGCAGGUUACAGUAACCAGUACGACAGCGCAGCUGGGGAGGCAUCGUCAGCCCAGGCAGCUGGUAACCCGGCCUACGGCGGGGCCUCUGCUUUCUACAACGGUAGCUCCGCCUAUGGCUCCACGGGGGGUGCAGACCCCACUGCCCAGGCCAUCUUUGAGGCAGCACGGGCCCGCUUCUUCCAGCAGGGCCAGCAGGUUCUAGCUGAGCAGCAGGCGGGGACUAAGUCAGGGGACCGGGACCGCAGCCCAGUGCGGCGCUCCGCCCCUCUGCUGCCUGACCCCGUGCCCCAGCCCUUUCCCCAGCCACGCCCCAAACGCCGUGCCCUCCUCCCAACACCACCCGGCCGACCAGAUGACCCUGCGGCUGUUGACGGAGACCCCAUUGCCAGAUGCUAUGCAGAGUACUAUCAGCAGGUCCAGCAGUACCAACAGUACCAGCAGUACCAACAACAGUACCAACAGUACCAGUAUGGCUACCCACCACCAGCCCCGACCCAGAUGCCCACCCAUCAGAUGCCCGUGCAGGCCCCGCCCCCGACGGAGGCCCUGCCCCCAGGGCCUGCCACCUAUGCCCCAGCUAGAGCGUAUGAGCCACCUUCAUCACACAAGGAGCCCCUCCUCCGCCGCCCUGACUACUCCCACCUCCACAUGCCAGAGCCCCCCUACCGAUAACCCUUUUGAUUGCAGUGUGUGUGUGUGGGUUUUGAAUGUUGUGUGUGUGAGAGUAGUUCUGGUCCGACUGUGCACCACUGCAAAGUGCCCAUUUAUAAGUCCCCUGUUCUGCAGCUUUUCGUAUCUGAACACAUUUCUAACUAGUUAAUUUGACUUUAUUGUAGGCCUGGUCUUGAUAAGAAAGCUGCCCCACAAAACAGUAAUCUGUAUUGGGAAGUCGUUAUGGUAGUUUCUUCUUGAUUGCGUAUUGUACUGGGUGCUCUUUAACUACAAGUAAUCCUUAUUCAUCCCCUACAUUUUAGUUUAGCAAAACAAAUUCUCAAAUUUGCAAGAAUAUUCAUCCAUACCAGAGGAGUGCCUUGUUAAAAGCCUAGCUGGAAUAUUUUGUCAAAUACAUUUGUGUGUGUGUGUGAGAGAGCAUGGAAAGGAAGUGCCCAAAUCAAUCCAUGCAUUUUGUUAGCAGGCCCUUGCCUCUAUCCUCGAGGUGACCUUUAGCUCCUCCAAAUUUAACCAUUAGUUCACGUGUAUAGAUGAGAAUUUUUAUUUUUCCAUUGGCCAGAUUCCAUUUGUUUUUAUUUGUAUUGCCUUCAUCAAAGACUUAAUAUGGAAAGUCAAUGUUCCAAUAGGUUCCAGCGUAAUGUAGAUAUUUGGGUAAUAAAGUGGUUAUUGGGUCGCAUAUUGGGUUGUCAUGCCCACAGGCGCUAAGCUUGUGUUUAAAAAAAAUAUUUAAAGCAAGGGGCAAAGUAGCUUUACAUAAGGACCGGUGUGAGUGCAUGUAUGUAUGUGUGGGCAUGUGUAAACCAUCUAGGGGAACAAUAUAAGCGUUUUUGAUAAGUCACUUUUUAUAACAAUCACAGGAAUACACACACACACACACAGACCUCAGUCAUCAGUCUUUAUCUCCAUAAAGUGUGGUGCUGGGGCUUUGGGAGAGACACUCGGGCGCUUUACUGCACCGGGGAAAAAAUGGGGGGGGGGGGGGGUCACUUUUUCCUUGCACACAGCCAGCCUCUGGGGAAUGUGGUCCUUGCUCAUGUCUCACAUGACCUUCUGUUAGAUCUGAUCAAACCUCUCAGAUAGAAAGGCCAACAAAGCAGACCAUUUUAGUAUCUGAUAGUCUAGCUUCAAACUCACGUUUUCUUGGGGAACUAGUUUUUAAUUUGCAGCCUGUGAUACAUGAAUACUUUCCUCUAUUUGUAUUAUACCAUGAAUACUAUCCUAGUGACUUUUAACUGGUUUGACCUCUUGGUCUAAACGUAAAAUGGAGAUGUGGCAGGUGCAUGCAGAGGGCUUCCUUCAAGCAUGCCUUUCAGGAUCUGAGGGAAUUCAACUGCCAUUUUGGGCCUCACCUUCUUUUCUCCAAAGGACAAAAACGAGUGGGCUUUUCUCACACACAGUACAUUGUGUGGUUUGACGGGACGAACUUUUGACGGUUUUCUUUGUUUUCUGUUGGUUGAAGUGAACUUCCUGUGCGAUCGUGGUAGUCAUAUUCUUUAAGCGUGUUUACUUCAAUUGGACCACCAAAUUCAGGAAGUGUCUCAAAUGGAAUGUGGAGCCAUUAGGCUCCCCAGGUUUGAGCGAAAACAUAUUUGUUCCUAUUAUUCAGUACCUAAUGAAACGUUACACUUCUCAAGCUUAAGUAAUGAGAGUGAUUUGGUUGGAGAACAAAGCAGCACCAUGCGAACUGUAAUCUUUCAAAAUUAAAAUGGGAAAUGUUAGCCCCAUCGGCUUAAUUAUUAGACAUGCGAUUAAACUUGCUGUAAAAUCGUU